Molecule: messenger RNA, 747 nt
Organism: Erigeron canadensis
Lineage: Eukaryota; Viridiplantae; Streptophyta; Magnoliopsida; Asterales; Asteraceae
Product: glutathione S-transferase T3-like
Exons: 4
Coding region: 1-747 (248 amino acids)
Source: RefSeq, a predicted model, not a curated record
AUGAAUCUAUGUAAAGCUUGGCUUGAGGUUACGGAAGACCCACGUGAACCCAAUUUUCAAAAGGAAAGGACAUAUUGGAGUCGGAUUACGGAUUGCUUCCUCAAGCUCGAAAAGAAACCCGCGGGUUAUCGUGAUGCUGAUGUGGUGGGUGCUAAAUUGAGAAAAAUGCGCCCACAAAUACAAAAUUUCAACCAAAUCUACAUUCGUCUCACCAAUGCAAUUAACCAUCAAAGUGGUGCAAAUGAGGCCGAUGUUGUGAAAGCCGCACUAAAUGAGUACCGUGGAACCUAUCUCAAGACGUUUGGAUUUUUGGAUAUUUGGGAGAAACUUCGGUAUAGUUCCAAGUUUCACUAUGUUGUUGACUUUAACGCGAAAAAGACUCGUUGUCAAGCAAGUGCCAAAAGAUCGAAAACAUCGUUGGAUAGCGCGGCUAGGAAAGCCGCGCAAGCGGGCUCAUCGGGUUCGGGAGGAAAAGGGAAGAGGAAGGCUGGGUAUCAAGAGACUUUUGACAAUUUAACUGUCAAAUUUGAGGGUUUGAUGGACAUAAGCAAGGAGCGUGUUGGUAUGGGUAAGGAGAAGAUCGAGUUGAGUAAGAUGAAGACAAAGGAAAGUGAGAUUAAGCUCCCCGAGUUAAACGUGUUGGCUAACGACUAUAGUCAUCUUCCAGAACCCAAUCGCUCGAUCAUGAUGAAGGCGCAACAAGAUAUCCGUGAAAAUAUGGAUAUAUGUAGUUUUUUUAUGUACUAA